GGCGUUUUACUGGUAAUAUGAAUUAAUUGAUGCAUGUUUGGUAAAUGUCAGUAUUUGCCGAUCGGAAGCAUCAGUGAGCGCAAUUUAUGGUCGAAAUGUAGACCGUGACGGGUAGCCCGGGCGUCUCUGCGUCGCAGAAGCGGAGUCGUCGCCGUUUAGCCCGAGGCUUUCGGUGACGCCUCUGACGUAUUUGGAGGCUCGUCCUCCGAUAGGAUCGUCCUAGGACUGGUUUGUCCUCCUGCGGCGGGCUGCGGCCGGUGAAAAACAUCCUCCGGGCCGGCCGGGCUCCGAUAGGAUCGACACGGUCCGGCCGAGCCCCCAGCCACCAGGGUCGCCUCUGACAACCGUCCAGAGAGCGGUCAGCAGCGAUCAUGAGCGCCACGACGACAGCGACGGCGGUGGAGACGACCCCGGCCGUGCUGCGGCUCCGGGCCGGAGACGAGGAGACGCGGCGAGCAGACGAGGAGACGCGGCAGUUCCUGGUCGAUCUGUGCUCCGGACUGUCGGUGACGCCGCUACCGCCGUCCAGAGCCAGAGAUGAGACGCUGGCGCACGCCCCGGUGCGCACCACGCACCUCAGCCCCGAGGAGGAAAAGACGGCUCUGCGGAACGCGCUGCGCUACUUCCCGGAGUCGUGUCACGCCGAGCUGGCCGCCGAGUUCGCCGCCGAGCUGCGCCGCUAUGGCCACAUCUACAUGUACCGCUUCAUGCCGGACACGAGCCGUAUCAGGGCGUACCCGCUGCGGCUGUACCCGGGACAGUCGCGCCAGGCCACCUCCAUCAUCCUGAUGAUCAUGAACAACCUGGAUCACCGGGUGGCGCAGUUCCCUCAGGAGCUGGUCACUUACGGCGGUAACGGACAGGUGUUCUCCAACUGGGCACAGUUUCGUCUGACGCUGCACUACCUGUCGACGAUGACGGACCGUCAGACGCUGGCGCUCUACUCGGGCCAUCCGCUCGGCCUGUUCCCGUCGACACCAGCGGCGCCUCGAGCCGUCGUCACCAACGGUCUGGUGAUUCCCAACCACUCGAGCCGGCGCGACUACGACCGGAUGUUCGCGCUGGGAGUUACCCAGUACGGACAGAUGACGGCCGGCAGCUACUGCUACAUCGGACCGCAGGGAAUCGUGCACGGGACCACGCUGACGGUCUUGAACGCCGGCCGUCUGUACCUGGGUUCCGCCGAGCUGGUUGGUCGGGUGUUCCUGACCUCGGGGCUGGGCGGAAUGAGCGGCGCCCAGGCCAAGGCGGCCACCGUCAGCGGCUGUGUUGGUGUCAUCGCUGAGGUGAGCCGCGAGGCCAUCUACAAGCGGCACGCGCAGGGCUGGCUGGACGAGGUGAUUGACGACCUGGAUUCGCUGGUGGAGCGGGUGCGACGCGCCCGCCAGGAGCGCCGGCCGGUCAGCAUCGGCUUCCACGGGAACGCCGUGAGCGUGUGGGAGCGGAUGGUGGAGGAGCACCGGCGCAGCGGCGAGCUGCUGGUCGACCUCGGCUCUGACCAGACCUCGUGCCACGCGCCCUUCUCGGGCGGCUACUACCCCGUCCAGCUGGGGUACGACGAGGCGCGCCGAGUGCUGGCCGCCGAGCCGGACCGGUUCCGGCAGCUGGUGCAGGAGUCGCUGGUGCGUCAGAUAGCCGCCAUCGACUACCUCACCGAGCGGGGAAUGGCCUUCUGGGACUACGGCAACGCCUUCCUGCUCGAGGCGGGCCGGGCCGGAGCUAACGUGCACCGCGCCGACGACCCGACCGGCCUGCGCUUCCGCUACCCGAGCUACGUGCAGGACAUCAUGGGCGACAUCUUCAGCCUGGGCUUCGGUCCGUUCCGCUGGGUGUGCGCCUCUGCGGAGCCGGAGGACCUGGCGACCACGGACCGGAUCGCCGAGCGGGUCAUGGAGGAUAUCAUGAAAGACGAGCUGCCCGAGCCGGUGCGCCAGCAGUACCGGGACAACCUGCGCUGGAUCCGGGAGGCCGGUCAGCACGGCCUGGUGGUGGGCUCACAGGCGCGCAUCCUAUACUCCGACUGCCGGGGACGGUCGGCCAUCGCGCUGGCCUUCAACGAGGCCGUCCGAGACGGCACGCUGCAGGGCCCGGUGAUUAUCAGCCGGGACCACCACGACGUGAGCGGUACCGACUCGCCGUACCGCGAGACGUCCAACGUGUACGACGGCUCGGCGUUUACCGCCGACAUGGCCGUCCAGAACUGUAUCGGUGACGCCUUCCGCGGCGCCACCUGGGUCUCGCUGCACAACGGAGGAGGCGUCGGCUGGGGUGAAGUGGUGAACGGCGGGUUCGGGAUGGUGCUGGACGGCUCGCCGGAAGCCGACGAGCGAGCCAGGAACAUGCUGCACUGGGACGUUAACAACGGCAUCGCCAGGAGGAGCUGGUCCGGGAACGAUAACGCCGACCUGGCCAUCGGCCGAGCGAUGGAGGCCGAGCCACUGCUGCGAGUCACGCGCGCACAUCGCGUCAGGGAGGAUACCCUUCUGGAGGAGGCGCUCAAACAGUGAGAGGCCUUGGCGGCGGGCGAACCGAGAGCAGACGCAGAUGUGAGACAUAAUGGUCCCAGAAGACGAGAUGUGACGCAGGGUGGUCUAAAAGAGACAAUAUGUGGCGCAUGUGGUUCUGCAGAGACAUAUGUGGCGCAUGUGGUCGAGAGACGCCGAAGGGAUACUAAUGAACAAGAGGGAAAAGUGUACAGCAAUUGAUUUUUUCUCUUGUAGGAGGCUAACGUGCAAUCGGGAUACAGGGGGCACUCAGCUUUUGUGUUUGCCUAUGAUUUGGGACUGCUAGAAUGCUACUGGUAAUUGAACUUUUUCAAUGCAACUAACAAUACAUGAUCGAGGUUGA
Messenger RNA from Amphibalanus amphitrite, 2847 nucleotides. RefSeq names its product urocanate hydratase-like. Gene Ontology annotation, molecular function: urocanate hydratase activity. Gene Ontology annotation, biological process: L-histidine catabolic process. The coding region runs from base 372 to 2507 and encodes 711 amino acids. NCBI's taxonomy places the organism in Eukaryota, Metazoa, Arthropoda, Thecostraca, Balanomorpha, Balanidae. The record is from RefSeq and is a predicted model, not a curated record. The transcript has 9 exons.